This is a messenger RNA of Ipomoea triloba (trilobed morning glory), 1524 nucleotides long. RefSeq names its product heavy metal-associated isoprenylated plant protein 32-like. Gene Ontology annotation, molecular function: metal ion binding. The record is from RefSeq and is a predicted model, not a curated record. Bases 258 to 1340 code for a protein of 360 amino acids. The transcript is spliced from 3 exons. NCBI's taxonomy places the organism in Eukaryota, Viridiplantae, Streptophyta, Magnoliopsida, Solanales, Convolvulaceae.
CUUCUGAACUCUCAAUUUCUCUCUCUUCUCUCUCUCGCCUGUUUCCUUUUCCUUUAAAGAUUGAAACUUUUGCUUCUGCGUAGCCGGCUCUAGUUGUCACUACUCUCGAAGAUCUUUUACUUUGUUAACAGAUAACAAAGUCAGGAAGCUCUUUUCCCCCUCAUCAGUUCAAUUCCAUUUUUGUUCAAACAAAAACACCCAUUUCUCCAUCUGUUCUUGUCAAUUUGUGUUUUUUUGUUUCAACUGAAAAAGAAAAAAUGAGUCAAGUAGAGUUAUUGAAGAUCCAGACUUGUACCCUAAAAGUGAACAUUCACUGUAAAGGCUGUGAGCAAAAAGUGAAGAAAAUCUUGCAAAAGAUUGAUGGCGUGUACAUCGUAAAAUUCGAAGAGGAGAUGGGCAAGGUCACCGUCUCCGGUGAUUUGGAGCCGGAGACGUUGAUCAGAAAGCUGAACAAGAACGGCAAGCAUGCUGAGCUAAUCGGUGACACAAAGGAAAAUAAUGGCGAGCGGGUUGAGGACAGCAAAGGUGCGAAAAGGAACAAGGGCGGAGGUCAAAAGGGUAAUAAUACCAAUCUUCCGCCGCCGCCGCCGCUGCAGCCCAAAUGUAUAAACCUUCCUCCACCGGCGGCUAUGCUUAAUCCUCAGCAGAUGAAGGCUCUACAAGAUCUUAUGACUAAGAUUCCGCCUCGAUACAACGUCCCCGUCAACGGUGACGGUGCGCAGGUUCCGAUCCCGAAAUCUGUCAAGCUCGACUUGCCGGAGAGUGAUGACGUCGUUGAAGGCUAUGAGGAGGAGGAGGAAGGCGGGAUGGACGAUGUGGUGCCAGUAAACAAGACGAAUCAGCCGCCUAUGGUGGGUAAUGGUGGCGGCGCCGGAAUUUCUAUGAUAAAUGACCGUGCACGUGCGGCUCAUGUGACGCCGCCGAACAGGAUGGCCUUGAAAGCUGCUCCAGGGGGUAAUGUGGGGCCAACGGGGGGUAUGCCCAUUCCCCCUCAAGUGGGCCCCAUCCCCAAUUUCCAAAUCCCUACUCCCCAACACAUCCCAGCUACCGCCGUGCAUGCUGGGUAUUAUCCUGAGACUCCGGCCAGGAACCCCCUCCAACCCCAACAACCCGCCGUGGCGGCCAAUUCCUAUCCUAUCCCUACAUCCCUCCAUCCCCUCUCUAUUCAUCCUACCCCUACCCUCCUCCACAGGACAAUUAUUACAGUGAAGAUGAGAACACUACCGGAUGCAGUGUCAUGUGAAGAUGGCGGCGGAGGAGGUGGCGGUCGGUGGCGGCGGAGGCGGUUACAAGCUAUACAUGUAAAAGAAAAGAAAAAGAAAUUGAAAACAGUUGAAUGACAAGCUAGUUUGGUGCUAGAGGAAACCAAUUAAUCAACCUAAUGGCAUACACUUAAGAUUUAAUUUAAAGUGUAACUUUUUUUAGUUUAGUUGUUUAAUUAUACUUUGCCCUAUAGUUAAAGUGUUUAUUUGACUUUUACCGCUAAUUUUGAUUAUAGUUGUGGUAAAGAUAAGUUUACCUAUU